Chrysoperla carnea is the source of this 724-nucleotide messenger RNA. RefSeq names its product protein lethal(2)essential for life-like. The transcript has a single exon. Gene Ontology annotation, molecular function: protein folding chaperone. NCBI's taxonomy places the organism in Eukaryota, Metazoa, Arthropoda, Insecta, Neuroptera, Chrysopidae. The coding region runs from base 152 to 625 and encodes 157 amino acids. Gene Ontology annotation, biological process: protein refolding; response to heat. The record is from RefSeq and is a predicted model, not a curated record.
UCAACAAUUGCAUCAGAUAAUUCAAACUGUAUUCUACAAAGUGAGUGUAACCAAGAAACGAAUAUCAACAGUUGCGUACAUUUUGAUAUCAAUUGUUUAAUUUUUUACAAAUUAUUCGUGAAGAAACAGUAAAAAAAAUUGAAAAAGGAAAAUGUCAUUAGGACCACUAAUAUUUCGAGAUUUAUGGAGUUAUGGUUGGAUACGUCCAUUUCGAUUACUGGACCAUCAUCUUGGUAUGACUGGACAUUAUGGCCCAUUUGUAAAAAAUGCGUUAGAAAAUCUUGACAACAACGUACAUCUCAGCACCGAAAAAGAUAAGUUUGAAGUGAAAAUUGAUGUCAAACAGUUUUCACCAAAUGAAAUAACAGUUAAAACGGUAAAUGAGAAUACGAUUGUGAUUGAGGGUAAACAUGAAUCAAAAGGAGAUAAAGACGGAGAGCAAGAAUACUUAUAUAAACAUUUUUCAAGAAAAUAUGCACUGCCUUCAGGAGUUGAUAUUACAAAAAUUGUCUCAAAUUUAACUGCUGAUGGUGUACUAACCGUUUCAGCGCCAAAACUGGAGAAUGUUAAAGAAAAACAAAGCGAAAGAGUUAUACCAAUCCAACAAGUCAAGAAUGAAUCAUGAAUUUUAUAAAUGCUUAACAUUUAUCAGAUUUACAUAGUGAAUUAAAUUUAGUUUACAAAAAAAUAAUAUAUCCAUGUCUAUUAAUUAGUAAUUUUAAUU